AUGGCAAUCACCGAUAUCUUCAAGCGGGGAGGCCGCCAUGAGGCAGGAAUCGCAGGAUCAGAGGAGCGUACGACAGUGAUCGUCACGGAGGACCAUGUCGAAGUACCCGUGCCCUCGACCGGUAAACUGGAGGGUACCACGAUCGACGAAGAGAAGGUGAAAGUCCUGGGCGAGACUGGGGCGAUUGAACAGGAGAGUCACGAGAACCCGGAGAUCGCUGCACUGCCCCUGCAAGUGCGCCAGUUGAUUAACCUGACCGACGAUCCCACCCUUCCAACCAUCACUUUCCGGUACUUUGUCUUGUCGGCCUUGUUCGUCAUCCCCGGUGCUUUCCUGUCGCAGAUGAGCUAUUUCCGAACCACCAAGGCGCCAUACUCCGUCUUCUUCGUCCAGAUUGCUUGUCACUAUGCCGGCCACUUCCUGGCACGGACGCUACCGGCAUGGAAGGUUCGCGUCCCCGGCACCAGCUGGGGAUUCAGCUUGAAUCCGGGCGCGUGGAGCAUCAAGGAGCACGUCCUGGUCACCGUGACCGCGGCGUCGGGAGCGACCUAUAAUCUGGGAUAUACUCCCAUUGUUCUGGCAGAGCUGUGGUACGGGUACCGAAUGCCUCCCGCCGUGGCCAUCUUCUUCAUGCUCGCCAUCGUGUGGAUCGGAUAUGCCUUUGCGGCUCUGGCUCGCAGUAUUCUACUCCCUGAUCCGGAGUACAUCUGGCCUCAAGCCUUGAUGCAGACCACUCUCUUUGAGACCUUCCGCAAGACGGACAACUCCUCACGGCUGGCCCGACGCCAAAUGAAGGUGUUUUUCUUCGCUCUCCUCGGCAUGACCCUGUGGCAGUUCCUCCCUGAAUAUGUCUUUCCCUUCACCUCGUCGCUCGCGUUUCUCUGCUGGGUCGCGCCUCACAACCCCGUGGCCAAUUUUAUUGGAUCCGGCCUCGGUGGCAUGGGAUUCCUCAAUCUGAGUUUGGACUGGUCGAACAUCAACUGGAACGGGUCUUCGAUCAUGUUGACUCCCUUCUGGACUCAAGUGAUACUGUUCCUGGCCUUUGCUUUCAACUGCUGGGUCCUCAUUCCUGCAGCGAAAUGGGGCAACCUCGGCUCCUUCAAGCAUGGGAUCAUGAGCAACUCUCUUAUGCUGGGUAACGGCACGACUUAUCCGACCACCAAAGUGCUCACGUCCGAUUACCACCUCAACCAGACUGCCUUUGAGCAGUAUGGACCUAUGCAUAUGGGAGUCCAAAAUAUCUGGGCGACCUUCUUUGAUUAUGCCAAGCUCCCCGCUGCCGUUACCUGGAUUGCCACUUUUGGCUUCUCUCAAAUCCGGGCCAACCUGCGCAAGGUCCAGGAAAACCGCAAGGCGACCAAGGCUGCCAAGGCCGCUGGAGCCGCUUCCAACGGCCAAGGACAGGGUAUUCAUUACGCCUACCAUGACCGACUGAACGUGAUUCAGCGGCAAUACAAGGAAAUUCCUCACUGGUGGUAUCUCGUGCUGUUUCUGGCUGGCUUUGUCACGCUAAUUGCGUGUCUGGCGUGCGGAUACCUGUUCAUCCCCAUCUGGACUCUCUUCGUCGCCUUGGCCAGCGCUGCCAUUUUCAUCAUCCCUUUUGCAUGGCUCUAUGCGAUCUCGAAUUACCAACUGUCGACUGGAUCCUUCAAUGAGCUUAUGUAUGGAUACAUGGUACACACCAAGGCGGGCUCGAAUCAUCAGCAUCCUUGUGGACCCUCGGUGUACGGCGCCAUCGCCGGCGAUGCGUGGUAUCGCGCGCAGUACAUGUUACAGGACCAGAAGAUCGGCCACUACAUGCACAUUCCGCCUCGCGAGAUCUUCUUUUCUCAGAUCUUCGGCACCUGCAUGGGAGUGCCGAUCAACUACGGGGUCAUCCGGUGGAUCAUGGACACCAAGGGCGAGUAUAUCACGGGACAGAAGGUUGACCCUCUUAACCAGUGGACGGGUCAAAGCCUCCGCAACUCCAACACGAUGGGUGUCCAGUAUGCCAUUCUCGGUCCCAAGCGUCUCUUUGCUGAAUCUCAGAUGGCGGCGCUGCCUUGGUCGUUCCUGGUGGGCGCCGUGAUCCCUCCCAUCUUGUACAUUUUCCACCGCAUGUUCCCGCGCCUGCGGAUUGAUUUGUGGAACGUCAGUAUCUUCUUCGGGGGACUGGCCGUGUUCUACGGCAAUGUCAGCACCGGCUACACGUCCGCCCUCAUUGGAGGGUGGAUUGUGAUGUACUGGGCGUAUCGCAAGCAUUUUGAAGUGUGGAAGCGGUAUAACUAUCUGGUUGCGGCGGCGUUUGAUGCUGGGUUCAACUUGAAUAUGCUGCUGAUCUUCUUGUUCUUCGGGGCCGGCAAGAAAGUGUCUAUGCCCGGGUGGUGGGGCAACAAUGGGGAGUCCGUUGAGCGAUGCUUUGCGUUGAACAAGGGUUGA
This is a messenger RNA of Penicillium diatomitis, 2418 nucleotides long. RefSeq names its product OPT family oligopeptide transporter. The record is from RefSeq and is a predicted model, not a curated record. The transcript has a single exon. The coding region runs from base 1 to 2418 and encodes 805 amino acids. Gene Ontology annotation, molecular function: oligopeptide transmembrane transporter activity. Gene Ontology annotation, biological process: transmembrane transport. Lineage: Eukaryota; Fungi; Ascomycota; Eurotiomycetes; Eurotiales; Aspergillaceae.